UCUUGUUUUAAUUCUUUAGUUAUGGAUGAGGCCAUUCUAAAAUAUUUAGCCGUAGUUGUUGUACUUGUUGCCUCCCGUGAAGUUGUUAGAACUCAGGGAAGGCAGAUAAAGGCUUGGAACCAACAUUCCAAGACGAACAAAGACACUGCCAUUGAUGGUAUCAUUCCUACUUCAUCAAAGAAGGCUGUUGAUGAGUCACUUCAUAACGUUAAUUCUGUCCCUGAAGAUUCAUCAAAUGGAGAUCACAUCAUAAGUACUUACCGACCAACAACGCCAGGAAACAGUCCUGGGGUUGGUCAUCGAAAAUUUGGAGAAGAAAGUAGAGAUACAAAAACAAAGGAGGUGGUAGUGGAAAGCCCAGACGCUAAACAUUAUUAUUCUGCGAUGUCUAAAGGAUCCGAAACUUAUUUCAAGCCUACAGAGCCAGGUCACAGCCCUGGCGUAGGGCAUGCUGCUCAUCAAAACAAGGGUAAUGGAGAAGUGGAAGGUGUGCAAAAUCAAUUAAGUAAUUAAUCAGCCGAGUCUUUCAGAAGCUCAAAUGUGGUGUGCAAUUGAAUUAAUACGGGUAUGUGUGAUGUUUUCAAUGUUGUUAUGCAUUAGUAGAACGCUGUGUGUAUUCUUGCAUGUUAAACCAUGCAAAACAUUAUUCUAUACUUUCUCUGUAACUCUGCAAUAAUGAAAGUUGUUUGUAC
Messenger RNA from Prosopis cineraria, 692 nucleotides. Its product is annotated as precursor of CEP9-like. The record is from RefSeq and is a predicted model, not a curated record. The transcript has a single exon. The coding region runs from base 22 to 513 and encodes 163 amino acids. Gene Ontology annotation, molecular function: hormone activity. Gene Ontology annotation, biological process: nitrate import; root development; regulation of root development. Lineage: Eukaryota; Viridiplantae; Streptophyta; Magnoliopsida; Fabales; Fabaceae. Gene Ontology annotation, cellular component: extracellular region.